GGGGUCAUCAGAGCAGCAGCAGGAUGAAGAGGUAAAGCGGCAGCAGCAGGUUGUCUAUCUGCGAGGUGUAGGCCUCCAGCAUGGCUACCAUGGUGAUGGAGCCCACGAUCCAUGAGUAGGUGGAGUUCAGAUUGAUGGUGGGGUCGAAUAUGAGGAAGAUAGCCACAGCGAUGAUCUGGGCAAAUACCGACGUGGCUGUGCCCUCCACUGUCUUCUUGGUGCCCGGCCAGCGGAUCUCGCCCAUGCUGCUGCCGAACACCGACGCCACUGUGUCCCCCACACCCACCGCCAGCACCCCGGCGUAGGGCACCAGGCCCCCCGCCCCAGGCAGGAUGCCUUUGGGGGCGCAGGGCCCCGGGAACAGCCAGAUAGGCAGGGACAUGCCCAGGAGGAGGUAGAUGUGGGUGAGGAUGAGAGGUCCAGAGUCACGCUCGUCCAGGAACAGGGUGAGUAACUGACGGAGGAGUUGACCCAGCGGGCGGAUGCGGAAGUAGCGCACAUACUCCAGGAGCAGGAAGGCCCCCAGGCAGCCCACGGACGCCACGUGUAGGAGCUGGCGGUCAUACACCAGGCCUGGGACGAAGGUGGCUACUACAAUGAGGUGGAAGUACUUUCUGACUACCGUAGAGGCCUGGUGCUUCUUGGAGCCUGACUGGCGCUGGUAGUUCUGGUGCAGCACAACCAGGGUGGCCAGUGUGGCCAACAGCACCCAGUACCCCAGCAGGCACAGACGCUUGUCGUUCAGAGUCACAAAGUCCAGCAGCCACAUGAUGGGGUGGCGGCGGAUGAGGAGGGAGAGCCAGGGCAUGAGGAUCCCCAGGCCCAGCACAGCCGUCAUCAUGUGGAAGAAGAGCGACGACACCCAGGUCUCAGACUCCAUGAAGCAGAAGAGCAGGGCGAAAAACACCCCUAGGAGAAGAGAUCCUACCACCACCACGGGCAGGAAGUAGUGGACAGGCUCCCCUUUGACCUCAGCCAUGUUGAGUGAGCGCUUUAUGAGCUGGUUGACGAUGAAGCUGAUGCCCCCGACGAUGAGGAGGGCCUCGCCGGGCGUGAAGCAGCGCGGUAGCAGGUAGAGCACGAUCAGACUCAGGUAGACGAAUAUCAGCAGCACCUCCAGAACCUCAAUCACCUCCGACACUGUUAGGGUCUGCUUCACUGUGUACAGGAUGGCACUGCUCGCCACACCCGCAAUCACGCAUGUGUUGGUGGGCACGGGCCUUGUGAUGCCCAGCGCGAGGAGCGACAGGAACAGUGCCAGCAUCAUGCCUGUCACUGUGACCACCAUGGAGAAACGCUCAAAGUAGACGUUCCCCGAGGCGGCGCACUUCUCCCGCAGCGCCACACCCAGCAGGGGCAUCACCAUGACUGCUGGGACGAUGCCGCUGUUGGCUGACAGGCGCCACUGAAAGACGGCGUUGCCAUUACGGAGCAGGCGGUCCCACUUGUGCUGCACGUAGAAGGCCUGGAUGACCAGGGCCACGCAGCACCAGGAGUGCUGGUUCCACACGGCCAUGUGGACACACAUCACCACAGAGAAGACCACUGCAGACUCCACCAGUACCGGGUUGGUCUGCAUGGUUGCAAUCGGGGGAGAAGACAGGGAGGGAGGGCGGUUCACGGCAGAAGACUCCAGCUCGAACACAAAUCUCUUAUUUGAAAGGUCUGUCAAUUCCUUUCUGCGGCACACAUCAUGGUUAGUUCUUAUUUUAGUCCACAAUCUUAGGCCUGUCCUGUAUCUGUGAAAACAAAAGUAUCAAAAUGGCUGAAGCAGAAUACAGUGAAAAACGAUUUAAUGAGAAUCAAAACGUUGAAUAUAUUAGAAACCAUUGUUUUCCCAUUACACUCACACUUAUUUCAAAAGAUCCACACCCCACAUCGACUGUUGAAAUAGCACUGAACCUUGACCCACUGACUAAUGCCGCGUUCAGUCGCCAGUCGAAUUAGGAAACUCGGAAAUGUCCGACAUGCUAACUGGUUAAACAUCACACGUGUAUAACUACAACUGGAAAUUUUCUAGAUUCGACUAGUAUGUGAACGCGGCAUAAUGCCCAUGACCGAUUGCCACUCUUAGCAUUAACUGUCAUGUAGCUAAAAGUGAUUAUGACUAAUAAUUGCUAUGGAUGAAUUAUUUACCAGAAAUUGUACUCGACAGUAAAGUCUAGAGAUGACAAUCCAAAAGGACAAGUCUAGACAAGUAGAAAUGCCUUAACUCCAACCUUUUUCUCAUACAAGAGGUGGUGAGGGUUAAAAUUAUUUAUACGGUAUCUUUAAAACGAACGAUUUAUGGUAACAAGCGUUAAUUCAUGAUCAUUUGAGAUAUCAAAUAGCUUUAUGCAUUUGCACUGCUACAUAACGUGGCCUUGCUACAGAUCCCUCUCACUGUAGUGAGAAAUGCUUGAAUGCAAUUUCAGCCGAUGCAGCGACCCCGCAUCCAAGUUAACGUUAGCAAAAAUUAAUCUGACAAAUGUACAGAGUUGAGUUCUCGUUCAGAUAACCGUUUAAUGGUCGAAUACCGGCUAUUUAAAAUGAAUUGAAAGUAUCACAAAUGGACUUACCAGGUAAAUACUGCACAUAUCAGAAUAAAUGAGUAAAGCGAUAUCUGAUCUUUCGACAAUUAUAUUCUGCCCAAUCAGCUGGCGUUCCUCAUACCCAGUAGGAGGUGGCCAUAUUGACAGCCAUGUCACGUGGUACAUGAAACCUUUAUUUACGGUGCACGAUGUGCGAUAUUUUCUUGUUAUAUAUUUAAUUUCAUGGGAAUGGUAAAUGUUUGGUAUUUAUAUACAUUUAAAAUCAUAACUAUAACCAUAACAUCUACAGGUCACGUGAUGGGGUCCAUGUCGCAGACAAGUUACGUCACGUUGCAGGGAGAAGAUGGCGGACUCGGAGAUGUAUGUGAGGAGCAGCCGAGAGUUAUGGACUAUCUUACUGGGGAGAUCUGCAUUGAGGGAACCGGCUCAAAUAGAGGAAGAACUAGAUCGAAAUUGGGAACGAUUACUUCAAGGGCUGUGUUACUACAAAACACCCAGUUCAUCAGCGGCGGAAAAACUGAAAGCGGACAAAGGUGUGGCCCAACCAUUGAAGGAUUUUGGUCUGAGGAUCAGUAAACUGUUGGGUCUGGAUCAACAGCAGAGUGUACAGAUUUUACAAUGUUACCUUCAAGAAGAUUACAGAGGGACCCGCAACACACUGAAGGAUGUUCUGCAGGAUGAGAGACCGAGCCAAGCCCUACUUCUGAAGAUCGCUGACUAUUACUACGAGGAGCGUGUGUGUCAUCUGCGAUGCGUCCUCCUCCUGCUGACGUACUUUCAGGAUGAGAGACACCCUUACAGGGUGGAGUACUCCAACUGUGUGAACAAGCUGGAAAAGGACCUAGUCAACAACUACCAGAAGCAGUUUGAGACCCUGUUCAAAGCUGAAUCCCCGACAUGGGAGACGCAUGGCAACCUCAUGACGGAGAGGCAGGUGUCCCGCUGGUUCCUGCAGUGUCUGAGGGAGCAGUCCCUGCUGCUGGAGAUCCUGUUCCUGUACUAUGCCUACUUUGAGAUGGGUCCCGGAGACCUGCUCAGCUUCACCAAGAUGUUCAAGGAGCAGGGCUUCGGCCUUCGCCAGACCAACAGGCACCUGGUAGACAAGAGCAUGGAUGCCCUGGUUGACCGCAUCGGGUACUUCAGCUGUCUGAUCCUGGUGGAAGGCAUGGACAUAGACUUUCUCCACAAGUGUGCCCUAGAGGACCGCACGGAGCAGCACCAGUUCUCCAACACCCCUGCCAUCAGCAGGGAGAUGGACCAGAUGCUGCUGACGUUUGGUGACAUCCCUCACCACGGGCCAGUGCUGCUGGCCUGGGUCCUGCUGAGACACACCCUGAGCCCAGAUGAGUCCAGCCCCGUCAUCAGACGCAUCGGGAACACCUCCCUACAACUGGGGGUGUUUCAGUACCUCACCACCAUGCUGCAGGGUCUGGGAGGCACUGGGAAUAAUUGCACAGCCAGUACAGCCAGGAUGUGUAUCUACGGCCUCCUCUCCUUUGUCAUUACCUCCUUUGAAGAGGAGACGCUGGGCAGCCAACAGCAUCUAAUAAAUGCAGCGUGUGAAGUCCUCUCUGCGCCCAGUCUGGCUGAGCUCUUCUGGGAAACGAAGCCCACUAUGGGAUUGGGAAUGAUCCUGGAUAGCGCAAUGGGAAUGUUCCCACACAAGACUGGUAUGCUGUUGCAGCUCCUUACUGCGCUCCUGUCAGAUAAGUCCACUGCAAAGAAGGUGUACAUUUUCCUGGACAAGAUGUCGUUCUACACCGAGGUCUACAAAACAAAGCCCAAUGACGUCAUCUCUAGAGAUGACGAGACACUGUGGAGGAGACAAGCACCAAAACUCCUCUACCCUCUCGGCCUGGGCCAGACUAACCUGCGGAUGCCUCAGGGUGUGCUCGGUCAGGUGGCUGUGGGGGAGCAGGGCUACGUGGUGCGCUGGGACUACUCCUACAGUGCCUGGAUCCUGUUCACCUGUGAGAUAGAGAUGCUGCUCCACGUUGUCUCUACUGCAGAUGUGAUCUUGCACUGUGAGCGUGUGAAGCCCAUCCUGGACCUGGUCCAUAAGAUGAUCAGCACAGACUGGACCGUGUCUGACUGUCUGCUGCCCCUCACCUCACGCAUCUACAUGUUACUGCAGAGGUUGACGUCAGUCAUCAACCCUCCAGUGGAUGUGAUAGCGUCCUGUGCAAACUGCCUCAUCGUCCUGGCUGCUAGGAUGCCUGGCAAGGUUUGGUCCAGCUUGCACCACACUGGUUUUCUGCCCUUCGCCUCCUCCCCUCUGACCAAUAUGGCACAGUCCAUCAGUGCUGAGGGGAUGAAGGCAGGUAACUACGGCAACCUGCUGGUCCUGAUUGAGCAGCCCAGAGGGGAAUACGCUGUGACCAUCGCCUUCCUGCGCCUCGUCACCACCCUGGUCAAGGGCCAACUGGGCAGCACCCAGGACAAGGGCCUCAUCCCCUGUGUGCUGCUGGUGCUGAAGGAGAUGCUGCCCACCUACCACAAGUGGCGCUACAACACCCACGGAGUCAGAGAGAGGAUCGGUUGUCUGAUCCUGGAGUUGGUCCAUGCCAUCCUGAACCUCAGUCCAGAGGGAGAGGCUAGUGGCAGCACGCCAACCCUCCAGUCUCUGUGUAUCUACAGUCUGGCUAACACCGAGGCUGGCCAGGCGGUGGUUAAUAUCAUGGGGGUGGGAGUGGACACCAUAGACGUGGUCCUGGCUGCUCAGCCCAGCAGUGGUGGCUCAGAGGGCCCAGGUCAGAUCCUUAUCCAGACGGUCAAGCUGGCCUUCUCCGUCACCAACAACGUGAUCCGCCUCAAGCCACCGUCGAGUGCCGUUUCGCCCCUGGAGCAGGCGCUGACGCAGCACGGUGGCCACGGCAGCAACCUAAUUGCCGUGCUUGCUAAGUACAUCUACCACAAACACGACCCGGCCCUACCGCGCCUCGCCAUCCAGCUGCUCAAGAGGCUCGCCACGGUGGCUCCCAUGUCGGUGUACGCCUGCCUGGGCGGUGAUGCGGCUGCCAUCAGGGAUGCCUUUCUGACUCGGCUACAGAGCAGGACGGAGGACAUGAGGAUCAAGGUGAUGAUCCUGGAGUUCCUCACCGUGGCCGUGGAGACCCAGCCGGGCCUCAUCGAGCUCUUCCUCAACCUGGAGGUCAAGGACGGUGCAGAGGGGUCAAAGGAGUUUCUGCUGGGUGAGUGGAGCUGUCUGCAGGUUGUGUUGGACCUGAUUGACUCCAGGCAGCAGGGGAAGUAUUGGUGUCCCCCCCUGCUGCACCGCGCCGCCCUGGCCUUCCUCCACGCCCUGUGGCAGGACCGACGGGAUAGCGCAAUCUCUGUCCUACGCACCAAAGAGAGGUUUUGGGAAAAUCUGACCACGCCUUUGUUUGGAACCCUUCCCGCCCCCUCAGACAUCACUGAGCCUUGUGUUCUGGAGACCUGUGCCUUUGUCAUGAAAAUCAUCGGCCUUGAGAUCUACUAUGUAGUCAGUGGCUCUCUGGAGCGUUCUCUGAAGGAUGCACUGCAGAAAUUCUCCAGCGGGCGGCGCUACGAGUACUGGUCCCAGUAUGUUAAGUCCCUGGUGGUCCAUGUGGCAGAGACGGAGGAGGAAGAGGGCGUGCACUCGUUCUCCGAGACUCAGAUGGUCAUCUCAGCCUGGCGGAUGCUGCUCAUCCUCUCAACCAGUCAUUCGGAUGUGAUGCAGUUAAAGGAGGACUCUGCCAGACUUAAGCUCUUCAUGGACGUGCUGGAUGGGACCAAAGCUGCUUUGCUGGUGCCCAUGUCUGUGCCCUGUCUACGUCUGGGAUCCAUGAUGGCUACUCUUCUGCUGAUCCUGCUUAAACAGUGGAGAAGUGUGGUGGCUACGGCCCCUGACGUACUGGCCCCCCUUUCUCUGAUCCUGGAGAGUGUCCUGCAGGCCGACCAGCAGCUGAUGGAGAGUACCAAGGCCAAGGUGUUCUCUGCCCUCAUCUCUGCACUUCAAAUACAGGGACUCAACGGUGGGGAGAUCUCCCAACUGCCCCAGCUGCUGCUGUGUGUGUGUGAGACGGUGCAGGACGAGGCGCUGGCACUGAUUGACAGCACUCGUCACGCGGCUCAGGUGAGGGACAUCCCGGAUGACAAAGACAGCAUGGAGACUGACGCCGUCCGCAGCUUCCAGAAGGACCAGAGAGACGGGGUGUGUGUGCUGGCCUUACACCUGGCCAAGGAGCUGUGUCGUGCCGACGAGGACGGGGAACACUGGGUUCUAGUGAUGAGGAAGAUUCCUGCUCUCCACUCUAUUCUCAGCGCUCUAGAACUCAGCCUGCGCUCCAAACAGAACCUCUACUUCACCGAGGCUGCCCUGCACCUGCUGCUCACGCUAGCCCGCACACCACAGGGUGCAGCAGCAGUAGCCGGGGCCGGCGUCAUCCAGAGUAUCUGUCUCCCUCUGCUCAGUGUCUACGAAGUGCCCUCUAACGGAGCCUCACAGGGUUUCUCCCGUAAGUCCCAGGAUGCUCCCUGCUGGCCGGGGGUGUACCGCCUCUCUAUGUCCCUCAUGGAGAUCUUGCUCAAGACGCUGCGCUACAACUUCAUCAACGAGGCCCUCGACUUUGUCGGAGUGCACCAGGAACGCAUACUGCAGUGCCUGAAUGCGGUGCGGACGGUCCAGAGUCUGGUGUGUCUGGAUGAGGCUGACCACACAGUGGGCUUCCUGCUGCAGCUGUCCAGCUUCUGUAAGGAGUGGCAGUUCCAUCUGCCCCAUCUGCUCCGAGAUGUACAGAUCAAUCUGUGUUACCUGUGCCAGACGUGUACCUACCUCCUCCAUAGCAGGAACAUGCUUCAUCACUACCUCCAGGCUAAGAAUGGGGAGGCGCUGCCCUCCGGCCCCCGUGCCCAGAGAGAUCCUCAGAUGCCCUCCAAAGCUGCAGCUGAAGGGGGGGGCGGGGAGAGGGAGGAGGCGGAGCAGAAGGCCCUGCUGGCAGUGCAAUGCAGCCUGCUGAAGAUCCUCAGUAAGACUCUGGCCACGCUGCAGCACUUCACCCCUGACUGCUGUCAGAUAAUACUGGACCAGUGUAUGGACCUGGCAGAGUACAGGACCUUGUUUGUGCUGAGCUUCACCACCUCGGCCUUUGACGCUGACGUGGCGCCCUCUUUUGGAACCCUACUGGCAACCAUCAACGUGGCCCUAAGCAUGCUGGGAGAGGUAGAGAAGAAGGAGCCAGCCUCUCUGAGUGUGGCCUCCCUGGCCUCGUCAGAGGAAACCCAAGCCCUCAAGUCUCUGCUGAUUUUCACCAUGGAGAACUGUUUCUACGUGCUCAUCUCCCAGGCCGUCCGCUGUCUGAAGGACCCCAGCAUCGCCCCCAGAGACAAACAGAGACUCAAACAGGAGCUUGGCUCUGAACUGAGCACCCUCCUCUCCAGCCUGUCCCGUCACUUCCGCCGUGGCGCCCCCUCGUCCCCGGCCAGCAGCCUGUUGCCAUCUCCCCAGCCCCCUGGCGCUAAGGCCAGCCAUGAGGGUCAGGAGCCUUUCAUCCAGCUGGUGCAGGCCUUCGUACGCCACAUACAGAGGUAGACCCACCACGUGGAGUGUACGAAUAGGGCCAGGAGGUUUUCCUGUUAAGAAGUUAUGGGCCUGAAAAACUCUUGUCGCACAUGGCACCGUAACUAUUCUCUUCUGAAUUAUACUUUUCACGGUGCAACAGUGUCUGUUCAUUCUUUUCAGUUGAAUUGAUAUUUGUCAAGCCAGUCACCUUUCGAAUCUGCUGUACAAAGUCCUGACGUGCCAGAUUCUAACAAUCAGGCUUUGGGUGUUCAGAAAAUGCUCCCAUACACAUGGGUCAUAUCCCCACAAUUUGUCAUGCUUAUAGCCUACUAUAUACCUCAGUGGGAAUGUCAAAACAGAGGAUACAGCUGCUUACAAGGGCUAGCUAAAAAAAAAGUCCAUUGCGAGACUGUAGACAUUUACCUCUAAAGGAAUCAGUAGUAACAGAUCUUGGUGCUAUUGAACAUCUGUCUUGUUGACAGUGUCCAGUCUUUCCCCCCGGCCUAGUUUUAUAGGCCAUUUCUGACAAGACCUUUUGGUAUCGAAAAAUCAAACCCGUAUAUCAAAUUGUGACGCCACAUUUAAUCAAUUUAUACAUUUGUAAUGAGCUGCCUAGUUACUUUGUUUUCUAUAUCAUUUAGACUUUUCUAACGCUUGGAUUGAGGGAUGUUUUCUCCUUUUAAAAAUGUUGCUUGGAUUUGACUUUUCAUUUGUGCAUCACGUACUGCUACAUUAAAACAUGUUUGCUAAUAAAAUACCUAGUAGAACAUGA
Messenger RNA from Oncorhynchus gorbuscha (pink salmon), 8824 nucleotides. It is a transcript of the gene nup188, whose product is annotated as nucleoporin 188. Lineage: Eukaryota; Metazoa; Chordata; Actinopteri; Salmoniformes; Salmonidae. Gene Ontology annotation, molecular function: structural constituent of nuclear pore. The transcript is spliced from 42 exons. Gene Ontology annotation, cellular component: nuclear pore inner ring. The coding region runs from base 2875 to 8082 and encodes 1735 amino acids. The record is from RefSeq and is a predicted model, not a curated record. Gene Ontology annotation, biological process: RNA export from nucleus; protein import into nucleus.